Acanthosepion pharaonis is the source of this 789-nucleotide messenger RNA. NCBI's taxonomy places the organism in Eukaryota, Metazoa, Mollusca, Cephalopoda, Sepiida, Sepiidae. The record is from the annotation of a GenBank genome assembly.
AUGUUUUAUUUCGACCCCCACUGUAUAUUCCAAAAUUGUGAUCUUGUCGCUAUUAAACUAGUAUCUAUCUAUCUAUCUAUCUAUCUAUCUAUCUAUCUAUCUAUAUCAGUCUGUUCAUCUAUCUAUCUAUCUAUCUAUCUAUCUAUGUCAUCUAUCAGUUAUCUAUCUAUCUAUCUAUCUAUUAUCAUUAUCUAUAUCAUCUAUUAUCAUCUAUCUAUUAUAUCAGUCUGUUCAUCUAUCUAUCUAUCUAUCUAUCUAUCUAUCUAUCUAUCUAUCUAUCUAUCUGUUGUCAUUUCAUAUCAGUUAUCAGUCCCAUUCUCUUCGUAUCUAUCUAUCUAUCUAUCUAUCUAUCUAUCUAUCUAUCUGUUGUCAUUUCAUAUCAGUUAUCAGUCCCAUUCUCUUCGUAUCUAUCUAUCUAUCUAUCUAUCUAUCUAUCUAUCUAUCUAUCUAUCUAUCUGUUGUCAUUUCAUAUCAGUUAUCAGUCCCAUUCUCUUCGUAUCUAUCUAUCUAUCUAUCUAUCUAUCUAUCUAUCUAUCUAUCUGUUGUCAUUUCAUAUCAUUUAUCAGUCCCAUUCGUAUCUAUCUUCGUAUCUAUCUAUCUAUCUAUCUAUCUAUCUAUCUAUCUAUCUAUCUAUCUGUUGUCAUUUCAUAUCAUUUAUCAGUCCCAUUCUCUCGUAUCUAUCUAUCUAUCUAUCUAUCUAUCUAUCUGUUGUCAUUUCUAUCAUUUAUCUAUUCUAUAUCUAUCUAUCUAUCUAUCUAUCUAUUUAUCUAUCUAUCUAUCACGGAUUAA